Molecule: messenger RNA, 1855 nt
Organism: Rhododendron vialii
Lineage: Eukaryota; Viridiplantae; Streptophyta; Magnoliopsida; Ericales; Ericaceae
Product: cytochrome P450 714C2-like
Exons: 5
Coding region: 97-1653 (518 amino acids)
Molecular function (GO): heme binding; oxidoreductase activity, acting on paired donors, with incorporation or reduction of molecular oxygen; iron ion binding
Source: RefSeq, a predicted model, not a curated record
ACCACCACCACAACCUCAAGUCUCCAAAAGGAAACAACAUCCAGAGAGAGAAAGUGGGAGAGAAAGAGAGAGAGAAGUUGUACAACGUUGGCCAAAAUGGAGAUCCUCACGGUGGUGAAGAUUUUCUUUUCCAUAGCUUUGGUGGGUUUCGCGGCGGUGUUUCUGCGGUUGUACAAUGCGCUGGUGGCGGAGCCGGGGCGGCUCAGAUCCAAGCUGAGGAAGCAAGGGAUCAGCGGGCCGCAACUGAGUUUUUUGCUCGGGAAUAUCGGAGAGAUCGAGAAAGCCAGAACUACAACUCCCAAGGAGCCGAUCAGUAGCGAUGAAAACUUCGUCCCUCCGACCACCCACGACUGCGCCACCGCUCUGUUUCCUUUCUUUGAGAAAUGGAGGAAGCUUUACGGUCAAGUAUUCAUGUUUUCUCUGGGAAACAAACAGAUCCUGCAUGUGAACCGACCUGAUAUGGUGAGAGAGAUAGCCACAUGCACUUCAUUGGAUCUGGGUAGGCCUUCUUACCAACUAAAGGAGCGUGGUGCUUUGCUUGGUCAAGGCAUUUUAACUUCAAAUGGCACUAUUUGGGCUCACCAGAGGAAAAUUCUUGCUCCUGAGCUGAACAUGGAGAAAGUUAAGGGAAUGAUGAACCUAAUCACAGAGUCCGCACAUACAAUGGUAGACUCAUGGAAGAGUAGAAUUGAGAGUGGAGGUGGAAUUGCAGACAUAAAAAUCGACGAGGACUUGAGAAGGUUCUCCGGAGAUGUGAUCUCCAGGGCUUGUUUUGGGAGCAACUUUUCCAAGGGAAAAGAGAUUUUCAAGAGACUCGGAGCCCUUAAAGAAGCUGCUUCCAAGAAAGUUUGGUCUUCUGGAAUGCCCUUCAUGAGGCACAUUCCCACAAAGCACAACAGGGAAACAUGGGCACUAGAAAAGGAUGUCCGAACACUGAUCCUACAAGUGGUGAAGGAGAGGACACAAGCCGGACACGAGAAAGACCUCUUGCAAAUGGUGCUUGAAGGUGCUAGAAACAGCGACUUGAGCGAAGACGCGAUCGACCGGUUCAUUGUUGAUAACUGCAAGAACAUUUACUUGGCCGGGUACGAGGCCACUGCUAUCUCCGCCUCGUGGAUCCUCAUGUUGUUGGCUGCGAAUCCCGAGUGGCAAGAGCGGGUUCGGGCCGAGGUUGUCAAAGUUUGCAAGGGGCAGAUUCCGGAUUCCGACAUGGUUCGGAAGAUGAAGCAGCUGACCAUGGUGAUCAACGAGUCGAUGCGCCUCUAUCCGGAUCCCGUGGUGUCGCGGGAGGCCCUAGUUGACAUGAAAUUCGGCAACAUCCAAGUCCCCAAGGGCGUCAACCUGUGGAUCUUGAUGGUGACCCUGCACACCGACCCGGAAAUAUGGGGACCCGAUGCCCUCAAGUUCAAACCGGACCGGUUCGCUAACGGCAUCACCGGCGCGUGCAAGUUGCCCCACUUGUACAUGCCAUUUGGGGUCGGGCCCCGAAUAUGUCCCGGGCAGCACUUGGCCAUGGCUGAACUGAAGGUGCUGAUUGCUCUCAUUGUGUCCAACUUCUCCUUCUCCCUCUCCCCCAAGUACGUCCACUCGCCGGCUCUCAAGCUGGUCAUCGAGCCCGGUCACGGAGUUAAUCUGCUGGUGAAGAAGUUGUGAAGAAAUUCGGAAAACUACGACGAAAACUGUUUCGAUCGUUUUGCUCUUUGUACUCUGUUAACCAUAUCUGGCUUACUGUUUACGAGUAGAGACGCCGUUGCUUUUGAAUGUAUACGCCUAAUACUGUUUUGUACUCUUGUCUUGAAACGGUGUACAAUAUUUACAAGUUAAAUAAAAUGAUUUGAAUUUCUUGAAUAACUAA